AUGGCUCCCACCACGGCACCUCGUGUCCGCCGGACCGCCCAGAAUACUCAAUAUACGUAUAACCUCACCCAUCGUAUCCACGCCGUUCAAACCUACCCUGUUUUAUCGCCACAGGGCGCUACCAUCAUAAUCUACGGCCACGAGAACGGUAUAACAAUAUUAUGGCGCGGGGGUCGGAAGUUCAAGACCGACGGUGCUAAGGAAUCUGAGCGCGGCUCCAAUACUAAACCGAAUGGAAAGCCUGCUGCUGAUGUCGUUAUGAUCAUUGAUUCUGAUGAUGAGGAUACUGCGCUGAUCGGAAAGGGCGUAUUUGUUGACAAUCCUGAAUUUGAGGAUUUCUCCGAUGAUGAAUCUCCCUAUCCCGAAAUCGUUCAAACCCUCGAUCUUGAAUUUGGCACGGCUGUACUCCAUCUUGCUGCGCUACCCUUAACACCAUGCACGGCCGAAGACGCAGCUUGGGGAGGCGCUGAUAUCCUGAAGGAGAAGAUGGUCUUUGCUGCCUCAUGUGCUAAUCGUGAUCUUUUCCUCAUCACACUGCCUCUAGUGCCUCCAUCACCACAAAGCAAAGCUCGGGCUGAAUUGCAAGAGAGUCUACUGGCCGGUAGAGUUGGCAACGGCAAGUGGGGUGAGACCACGACUCCUCUUGAAGGCCAGAUUCGACCUAGUGAUGGAUUGGCCAUGUCUCUCAUCAGAUCCAAGGCUGUGCUCGAGCGUAGCAAAUCGAACGACCGAUCGCGCCCCGAAUCCAGCUCCUUGCCACGAGUGAUCGUAGCUGCUCAAUCUCGUGAAGCUUCUGGCAUUCUACGACUAUGGGAUGUACCGCUGGAAGACGCAUCCAAGGUUGGCCGCCGUAUCCAACCAUUCCAGACUGAAUAUCUACCCAAACCUCUCACAUCCAUCUCUUUUAACCCCACCCACUCGACCCAACUACUAUGCAAUGCUUCACCCGAUGGUGUCAGGAUAUACGACUGUGCGCUUGCCUCGAUGCCUCCUGAGGAUCUGUCCGAGGGCCCUUUCCCCUCCCAAGGUUCCUGGCUUAUCACAUUCUACGCCCCCUUUUCUCGACCUUCCUCGACACGAAAACCCAUACUGGCGGCAUCUUGGAUCGCCCACGGUCGAGCCAUUUUUGCUCUCCUUGGCGAUGGACAGUGGGGCAUUUGGGAUAUUGAUGGCCUAUCUCCACAGGGUCCUGCGCUCUUUGGUAAAGCUGGUUCUGGUAUUCGCGGCGACGCAUUGACAGAAUUUAACGUAUCUGGCUACGUUGAGGGGACAAGUCCUUUGCGAAACCCCGCUUCUUCACGCACUUCUGGUGGCGGUUCUGAUUUUGUCCCCAUGACUCCUCAUUCCCGACGUGACGCUUUGGCGACCCCGAACGGACCCGAACGCCUAGCGUCAGUAAAAGGCGGCAUUGUAGUGACGUCUCUGCCAGCAAGCUCGACCACGACAUCCGAUGAAAGUGUUGCUUUAUGGAUUGGAGGUGCCGAGCACGUCUUCAUUAUUCCUGGGGUUCUAAAAUUCUGGGAUGCACAGAUACGUAAAGGCGUGGGUGGUGGCGUCAACCUUUUCAGUGGAGCGCAACCGACACGAAUGGUCCGUCUCAACGAUUUAAGUGUUGGGUUGAUGGGUGAACGUUGCACCAAUCUUGGUGCCAUUGUUCGCUUUGUUGAUAAUGUCGAUGCCAACCCAUCAGGCAAUGAAGGGCUGCCUUGUGAACUGGUGGUUUGUGGUGAGACAAGGCUAGUUGUCGUUCGAGAGAGUGAAACCGUUGUUGGCACCAAAAUUGGUGGUGUCAUAGGCCGGCGAAAGAGAUUAAGUGGACAAAAAGAGAAUAGCGCCAUUGUUGUCUAUCCUCGACCAGAGCAGCCCGGCAGCAUUGCUUACAACCUAUCUGUCGGUCCCCGAAGGAAGCUUUCAAGGCCAGGCAUGGAGGGGUUGUUCAGUGGAUCACCGAUAAAUAGUUUUUCGACGCAGACAGAAUCUGAACAAAGACCUCUACAUCUGCCUACGAGACCGAGAUCCGGCUUUGCAUUUGCUGACAGCUUAAACGCUGCAGCUGAUGCCGAACAACAGGACCAGGAGGAUGAGAGAGACGUCGAGGUCGAAAUGCUGGAUAUAAUGGAAAUCGACCGCGAGUUGGAUGCCCUGGAUAAUGGUAGAGGAAGAGGUCGGAAGAAGGUCAUCUUCGAUUCGUAG
This is a messenger RNA of Hypoxylon fragiforme, 2193 nucleotides long. RefSeq lists its product as uncharacterized. The coding region runs from base 1 to 2193 and encodes 730 amino acids. The record is from RefSeq and is a predicted model, not a curated record. Gene Ontology annotation, molecular function: protein binding. The transcript is spliced from 2 exons. NCBI's taxonomy places the organism in Eukaryota, Fungi, Ascomycota, Sordariomycetes, Xylariales, Hypoxylaceae.